Molecule: messenger RNA, 3829 nt
Organism: Chinchilla lanigera (long-tailed chinchilla)
Lineage: Eukaryota; Metazoa; Chordata; Mammalia; Rodentia; Chinchillidae
Gene: Tmcc2
Product: transmembrane and coiled-coil domain family 2
Biological process (GO): amyloid precursor protein metabolic process
Cellular component (GO): endomembrane system
Source: RefSeq, a predicted model, not a curated record
GCGGCGGGCUCCGGCCGCGGUCGCCGCUUUGCAGCAGGAAGUGCUGCGGGCGGGAGGGGACCCGGGCGAGGGUGAGAGGAGGCUGGGCGCGCUGCGAGCUCCGCGGCCGGCCCAUGCAGGGCGGGGGCCAGGGGCAGGGCCGGGCGCCCUGCCUCGCCCUGCAGCCCGGCCGGCGGGGAGGGAUGCGCUGUGCGCCCAGCUCCCCUCCGCCCAGCCCAUGCCCUGAAGCACAAAGUUUGAGGGCUGGGGGCUACCUUCCCCCUCCCUCACAAUGACUGCCCAAGGACUCCUGCUGCCCAGCCUCGACUGUGACCUGCCUUCGCUCCCCAGAUCGGAAUCAGCUAUUCCAAGGCUCUCCCUCAACCUCCUUUAAAAAAAAAUUUUUUUUUAAAAUAUAAGAAAUUGUGAUCUGCCGAUUCCUUUCCUUAAUAAUUUAGACCCCAGGCCUCAUUUCUGAGCGUGCGAGGGGGUGCGGUCUCCCCCAAGACGGCGCCCUGGAAGGACAGAGUCCCCUUGCAGACCCACAUACACCAUGAAGAGGUGCAAAUCGGACGAGCUGCAGCAGCAGCCGGGCGAGGAGGAUGGAGCUGGGCUGGAGGAUGCAGCUUGCCACCUGCCUGGCGCGGACCUCCGGCCCGGGGAGGCCGCGGGUGCUAACUCCGCGGGCGGGCCAACUUCAGAUGCGAUCGCUGGGGCGGCACCCAACCCGGGUUCCCGAAGCAAGCCUCCUGAUUUAAAGAAAAUCCAGCAGCUCUCAGAGGGCUCCAUGUUUGGCCACGGCCUGAAGCACCUGUUCCACAGCCGCCGCCGGUCGCGGGAGAGGGAGCACCAGGCGUCUCAGGAUUCCCAGCAGCAGCAGGGCAUGUCUGACCAUGACUCUCCGGACGAGAAGGAGCGCUCCCCCGAGAUGCACCGUGUCUCCUAUGCCAUGUCCCUGCACGACUUGCCCGCCCGGCCCACUGCCUUCAACCGCGUGCUGCAACAGAUCCGCUCCCGGCCCUCCAUCAAGCGGGGUGCCAGCCUGCACAGCAGCACUGGGGCCGGCGGGGGCAGCAGCCGGCGCACCAAGAGCAGUUCCCUGGAGCCCCAGCGCGGCAGCCCCCACCUGCUGCGCAAGACCCCCCAGGACAGCAGCCUGGCUGCCAUCCUGCACCAGCACCAGUGCCGUCCCCGCUCCUCCUCUACCACUGACACCGCCCUGCUGCUGGCCGAUGGUGGCAACGUGUACCUCCUGGCCGAGGAGGCUGAGGGCAUCGGGGACAAGGGUGACAAGGGAGACCUCAUGGCCCUGAACCUCCCCUCUGGCACCGGCCACGGUGAUGCUGAUGGCCCCGUCAGCCUGGAUGUGCCCGAUGGGGCACCAGACCCCCAGCGGACCAAGGCUGCCAUCGACCACCUGCACCAGAAGAUCCUGAAGAUCACAGAGCAGAUCAAGAUCGAGCAGGAGGCACGGGACGACAACGUGGCGGAGUACCUGAAGCUGGCCAACAACGCAGAUAAGCAGCAGGUGUCGCGCAUCAAGCAGGUGUUCGAGAAGAAGAACCAGAAGUCUGCCCAGACCAUCGCACAGCUGCACAAGAAGCUGGAGCACUACCGCCGGCGCCUGAAGGAGAUCGAGCAGAACGGGCCCUCGAGGCAGCCCAAGGACGUGCUGCGGGACAUGCAGCAGGGCCUCAAGGACGUGGGCGCCAACAUGCGCGCAGGCAUCAGCGGCUUCGGCGGUGGCGUCGUGGAGGGCGUCAAGGGCAGUCUGUCCGGCCUGUCACAGGCCACCCACACCGCCGUGGUGUCCAAGCCCCGGGAGUUCGCCAGCCUCAUCCGCAACAAGUUUGGCAGUGCCGAUAACAUCGCUCACCUGAAGGACCCCCUGGAAGACGGGGCCCCCGAGGAGGCGGCCCGGGCGCUGAGCGGCAGCGCCACGCUCGUGUCCAGUCCCAAGUACGGCAGCGAUGACGAGUGCUCCAGUGCCAGCGCCAGCUCGGCCGGGGCUGGCAGCAAUUCUGGGGCUGGGCCCGCGGGUGCUCUGGGGAGCCCCAAGUCUAACACGCUGUACAGCGCCCCUGGAAACCUGGACACUCUGCUGGAGGAACUGCGGGAGAUCAAGGAGGGACAGUCACACCUAGAGGACUCCAUGGAGGACCUGAAGACGCAGCUGCAGCGGGACUACACGUACAUGACACAGUGCCUGCAGGAGGAGCGCUACAGGUAUGAGCGGCUGGAGGAGCAGCUGAAUGACCUGACCGAGCUUCACCAAAACGAGAUGACCAACCUGAAGCAGGAGCUGGCCAGCAUGGAGGAGAAGGUGGCCUACCAGUCCUAUGAGAGAGCGCGGGACAUCCAGGAGGCUGUGGAGUCCUGCCUAACCCGAGUCACCAAGCUAGAGCUGCAGCAGCAACAGCAGCAGGUGGUGCAGCUGGAGGGCGUGGAGAAUGCCAACGCGCGGGCCCUACUGGGCAAGUUCAUCAACGUGAUCCUGGCACUCAUGGCCGUGCUGCUGGUGUUCGUGUCCACCAUCGCCAACUUCAUCACGCCCCUCAUGAAGACGCGCCUGCGCAUCACCAGCACCGCCCUCCUGGUCCUCGUCCUCUUCCUGCUCUGGAAGCACUGGGAUUCCCUCACCUACCUCCUGGAGCACGUGUUGCUGCCCAGCUGAGUGGCCAGCCUGCCCUGCCCCGUGCUCCCUGGCCCCCUGAUGGCCACACUUCUCCAGGAGGGACCCUGGGACUCCAGAGUCUCUUGGACUUCUUCAUGUGUCCGGUUUGGCCUCCUGCCCAAGCUGUCCAUUCCAGCUGUGCCCGUCCCUGUUCCUGCUUCCGUCUGACACCUUUUCUUUGUGGCCGAAUAGAGCAGAGGACACCAGGACUGGGUUGUUCUGAUUAUUUACAGGACUUCUCCCAGCUGACCUCAGGAUGUCCCAGGUCAAGAAGGCCGCUAAUACAAUAGAAAGCCAGGUCUCUGCCUCAGCUUCUGGCGGAGCCUACCCUGGAGGCAGCCAUGGCCUCCCGUGGAGACAGGAAGAAGGCUAGUGAGGGAGAGGUCGUGCUGGCCACAGAGAGCACAGGAAGGAGCAGAUUCUCAGCCUCCAGACACGUCCAGGGCUGGAGAGCACGCUCCAACCAGCUCUUCAGAGAGCAGCCCAUCCCCACUCCUCUUUCCACGGAGCUGGUUGGCGCCCCGCUGCUGGGGCUGGGCUCUGUGGUGGUCUGAAGGUUGCAGACUUGGAGGCUGGGUGUGGCUUUUUACUUGUGUUUUCCCUGCUAGUCUGUGCCUGACCGGCACUGGAUCUUCUGUUUUCAGGGAAAAGGCCCCGGGGGCUCCAAGCCUUGUCCCAAGCCCUUCUGCCUACGGGCGCACGAUGGAUCCUAUUUAUUUAUUUAUUUGUCCCUUCUGCCCUUGCCCUUCCUGAGCUGGAGGGAGAGGACCUGCCUGGUCUUUGCUCUGAAGCCAGGGCUUGCCCUUGGCUCCUCAGGUACUUCCAUCCUGUGUAGCCUCUGGAAUGUCCUGGCUGGGAGAAGUGGGGUGGAGCCCCCUGACCCCACUAUCCCGAGCAGCCCCACAGCUGAGUGGGAAGAGUGCGGCCCCUCUUUUAUAUGUCUAUUUAUUUUGUGUGUGUGUAUUUGUGGGGAGGAGGCCGUUGUUGUUUUCUUUUUUUAAGGCUCUGGAGUGUUGUGAUGGUUUCAGUUCACAUCCCGGCCUCCCCACAGGUACUUCCAAGCACAGAGGGCAUUUCUUGGAACGGGAGAGAGGAAUCCCCUGGAGCAGGGAAAGCAGUGCCUGCCAGCUGUGUGGACCUUCCUGAGAAAUAAAUAGCCUCUAAAUUUUCAAACCA